AUGCUAGGCGGUGUUGUAGCAUGCGGACCUACACACACACUUGUCACACCUCUCGAUUUAGUCAAGACCCGCCGUCAAGUCGAUCCGAAGAUCUAUAAAUCAAACCUGCAGGGAUGGAGUUCGAUUUACGCAAAAGAAGGCAUUCGUGGGGUUUUCUUUGGCUGGACGCCGACUUUCGUCGGCUACUCCUUCCAGGGUCUUGGGAAAUACGGCUUCUACGAAAUCUUCAAGCACCUGUACGGAGACAACAUGUUCCCCAACAGCAAUCGCACGCUAGUUUACCUAGGUGCCAGCGCCUCAGCAGAAUUCAUUGCAGACAUCUUCUUGUGUCCAUUCGAAGCCAUCAAAGUCCGAAUGCAGACCACACUGCCUCCAUACGCAAGCAACUUGCGGGAGGGGUGGACCAAAAUCGUCGACAAGGAGGGCAUUGCAGGGCUGUACAAGGGUCUUUACCCCCUCUGGGCCCGUCAAAUCCCGUACACUAUGUGCAAGUUUGCAACCUUUGAAGAGACGGUGAAGCUCAUCUACCGACAACUCGGCAAGCCCAAGGAGAGCUACAACAGUCUACAGCAGACAGGCGUGAGCUUCCUGGGUGGUUAUAUUGCCGGUAUUGCCUGCGCCAUUGUCAGUCACCCUGCCGACGUCAUGGUCAGCAAGUUGAACUCGGAUCGUCAAGCUGGCGAAUCUGCCGGUAAAGCCAUCAGCCGGAUCUAUGGCAAUAUCGGAUUCUCGGGUCUCUGGAACGGUCUACCAGUCAGAAUCGUCAUGAUUGGAACGUUGACUGGAUUCCAAUGGCUGAUCUACGAUUCCUUCAAGGUCUGGCUCGGUCUCCCAACCACUGGCGGUCACUAG
Fonsecaea multimorphosa CBS 102226 is the source of this 852-nucleotide messenger RNA. RefSeq lists its product as uncharacterized. Bases 1 to 852 code for a protein of 283 amino acids. The record is from RefSeq and is a predicted model, not a curated record. NCBI's taxonomy places the organism in Eukaryota, Fungi, Ascomycota, Eurotiomycetes, Chaetothyriales, Herpotrichiellaceae. Gene Ontology annotation, biological process: mitochondrial phosphate ion transmembrane transport. The transcript has 3 exons. Gene Ontology annotation, cellular component: mitochondrial inner membrane. Gene Ontology annotation, molecular function: phosphate transmembrane transporter activity.